UCAACGUGAAAAGAAAAAUCACGUUUAAGUCUUUAUAAAAAACAGAUUUUAUUUUAUAAUAUGUAUGUUUUUCAUUAAAAAAUACACUUAUACUCAAUUCAGCUAUGUAUGCGUAAGAAUAAUUCACUAGUUUCAUUGCAUGUAUUUUGAAAUGAGGAGUCACAAAAUAAAUUUUUUUUUUUUUUUACUUCACAUAAAGAUUAUUUUUUAAAGAUUUUAAAAAUGAGUAAAUGUGAAAUGUUAAACUUAAAAGUACAUUUUACAUUAAAAAAAUGUUCUCAUGUUUAUUAUUUUACAAUCAUCUUAAUGAUAUUUUUUGUAAACUUCAGUAAUGUAUCCGGAUCACGAGGAUUAAAUAAACAUAUGAAUAAAGAUAAAAAGCUUAUUAGUUGUUUUUUUGGAUCAUCGGUGAACGAAGAUGAAGAAUGUUCAAAAAAAAAUGAAAAAUUUUCAAGAUCUAACCAAUUUCUCUCUAAGACAGCAGAUGAAAAAAAAUCACCAGACGAACUUGGUUGGGUUAAACCAUACUAUCCAGACAAUGAAUCAUUAAUAUCUCAAGAAUGGAUACAAUCAAAUGUUAUGGAUGAUAUUAUUAAUUAUUUGAUUAUAUCUAACGAAAAAGAAAAUUCUGUCGAUUACAUUCCAUCAGGCAUAUAUUCAUUUUUUUUGAUUAAAGACUAUUCAAUUUUAAAAAAUAUUUCUUCAUUAUCUGAUAUUCUAAAAAAAGAUAUGAUAAUAAUAAGCAUAAAUACAGAUCCCUUGAAUGGCUGUCAUUGGAUUUUAGGAAUUAUUCACAUUAAACAGAAAAAGAUAAUUAUUUUAGAUUCAUUUCUUAUUAUGAAAUCCGACUUAACAAUACAUUUUAGUACUUUAUUAAGAAUGUUGUUUUUAUUUUACACUAUCUCAAGCUAUUGCAAUGGAACAGAUUUUAUGUUAAAUAUUAAUGAAUGGGAAUUAGUUAAAGCUUCUAACGCAUUACAACAAAAAAAUAAUUACGAUUGCGGAUUAUUUGUUUGCUUACAUGCAUUAAGUUUCUUAACUGAUCAAAAUUUCGAACAUAUUUCUACUGAAUUCGAUAGACAUUGGUUGUUGGAACAAUUUAAUAAUUACACUGACUUAAAAAAAAAUAAAAGUUCAACUACGACUGAUUUAAAUGAAAAAAAUAAUUUAACCGAUGAAGAAAUAACAUUAAUUGAAAAAAGAUACCUGGAAGAAAUUAAAGUAAUGAACAAUGAAUUCUCUUUUAAAAUAUAUGCACUUCAUGUUGCCAAUCUAAAAGAAAAUAUAAAUUUAUGAUUAUUAUACCUAUGUAGACCAUUUGAAGAAUAAUUUGUGUUUGCAAUAGAAUUAUAAUUAUCAUUAUUAACAGCACAAACAUUAAACUCCAUUUUUAUGCUAUCAUUGAUCUUAAACUGAAAUAUCUUGAAGUUUAGGUGCAUUUAUCAUUAAGUCGCAUUAUCUUUGAGAAAUUAUUUUUAAUAAUACUAAUUUUAUAAAUGAUUUAAA
This is a messenger RNA of Daktulosphaira vitifoliae (grape phylloxera), 1506 nucleotides long. RefSeq lists its product as uncharacterized. Gene Ontology annotation, biological process: proteolysis. The transcript has 9 exons. Bases 223 to 1296 code for a protein of 357 amino acids. Lineage: Eukaryota; Metazoa; Arthropoda; Insecta; Hemiptera; Phylloxeridae. The record is from RefSeq and is a predicted model, not a curated record. Gene Ontology annotation, molecular function: cysteine-type peptidase activity.